Molecule: messenger RNA, 1159 nt
Organism: Lactuca virosa
Lineage: Eukaryota; Viridiplantae; Streptophyta; Magnoliopsida; Asterales; Asteraceae
Source: the annotation of a GenBank genome assembly
AAACAGAUCAGCAUAUCCGGGUUUAGCAUGUCCGUUAGAUAUAUUUGGUUCACCGGAUAAAUCAUCAAAUUCUCACUCUGCUAUCUUUUUAUUUCCACAACGAUGGAGGUUCUUGGUGUAUCAGUUUCACCUCUCACCUCAACGCCCUCUAAUCCCAGGAACUAUCAGCAUUACAGUAACCACCGAUUCGGAAAAACUCAUUUCUUCAACCCGUCGUCUUUGAAACACAAACCCCUUCACCAAAUUCAGUUUAAGUCCAGCUGCAAGGGGAUCAUAAAAGCGCAAGCAGUCGAUGAAGAUUACGAGUUAAAGCAAGUGAAAGAUAUGGCUGCAGCCAGGAAGAGAUGGGAGGCCCUGGUAAGGGAGGAGAAAGUGAAAAUGCUUACACCAAAGGAAGCUGGAUACGCCAUUCAACUUUCUGGCAAAACAUUACUUGAUGUUCGUCCAUCUACAGAGCAUGAAAAGGCAUGGGUUAAAGGGUCAACUUGGAUCCCAAUCUUUGAUGUCGAUACUCAGUUUGAUGCUGGAACUCUUUCACGGAAGGUCACAAGUUACAUGAUGGGAGGUUGGUGGAGUGGCGUGCCUACAUUAUCUUAUGAUAAACAAUUUGUUUCAAAAGUCAUGGAGAAAUUCCCAAAAGAUACAGACCUUAUUGUCGCAUGCCAAAAGGGAUUAAGGUCUUUAGCUGCCUGUGAGCAACUAUACAAUGCUGGUUAUACAAACGUUUUCUGGAUUCAAGGAGGUCUAGAGGCUGCUGAAGAAGAGGAUCUUGAAAGGGAAGGUCCUCAGCCCCUUAAGCUUGCUGGAAUUGGUGGAGUUUCAGAGUUUCUUGGUUGGACUGAUCAGCAAAGAGCUCAAGCUGCAAAGGAGGGCUGGGGUUACAAGCUAAUGUUUUCUGCUCGAUUGGUGGGGGUUGUUAUUGCUGCUGAUGCAUUGUUUAUUGGGGUCCAGCAACUCGCUCAUUAUCUUCAAGAUAUAAGGGCUAACUAAAGAUCCAUUUUUUUUUUUGUUCAAAGAUUAUAGAUUUCAUAGGCGCUUUUUACAAUUCUUGUAUAAUUUUCAUGAGGUGAUUAUACUGCUAUUGCCUCACUAAAUUUUGUCUAUAAACCGGAACUAUGUAUGUGUGUAUAAUUUAGGCCAUGUUUUUUUUUUUCUUCCA